Polypterus senegalus (gray bichir) is the source of this 851-nucleotide messenger RNA. Its product is annotated as E3 ubiquitin/ISG15 ligase TRIM25-like. Lineage: Eukaryota; Metazoa; Chordata; Cladistia; Polypteriformes; Polypteridae. The transcript is spliced from 3 exons. Gene Ontology annotation, molecular function: zinc ion binding. The coding region runs from base 7 to 675 and encodes 222 amino acids. The record is from RefSeq and is a predicted model, not a curated record.
CUGCCGAUGGCUGAAGCCCAGCUGUGUGGAUUACAAGAUGAGUUCACCUGCUCGGUGUGUCUGGACACCCUGAAUGACCCCGUCACCAUCCCCUGUGGAGAUAAUUUCUGUCUGAAGUGCCUCACUGACUGGUGGGAUCAGAGCCAAGAGUGCAGCUGUUCUCAGUGCAGAGAGAAGUUCACCACGAGGCCUGCUCUGAGAAGAAAUAAUCUGCUGAAUGAAGUCAUCAAGAAGUUAAAGAAGACGACACUCAUUCCUACUCCAUCUCAGAAUUCUGUCAGCCCUGGAGAUGUUGAAUGUGAUUUCUGUACUGGGAAGAAGUUCAGAGCGGUGAAGUCCUGUCUAACCUGCAUGGCCUCCUACUGUCAGACUCACCUGCAGCCUCACUAUGAAGUACCAGCCCUGAAGCACCACAAGCUGGAUGAUCCUGAUGGAAAUCUGAAGGAGAAACUCUGUGAGAAACAUCAGAAAAGUCUGGAGAUGUUUUGCAGAACUGAUGAUUACUGUAUCUGCCUGAUGUGUGCGGUGACUGGACAUAAAAAUCAUGAAAUGGCUGAGCUGGAGACAGAAAGAGAAGAAAAACAGAAACAGCUGGGGGUGAUGCUGAGUGAAAUCAGGAGGAGACUUGAGAAGAGAGAGAAGAAACUGAAGGAGACGAGGAGGGCAGUGGAGUAGAUGAAGAUUUCAGUGGAAAGAGAGGUAGAGGAAAACGAGAAGAGCUUCACUACUCUGAUACGGCGCAUUGAGGAAGCCCACAGAAAACUGACUGAGAGGAUCAAAGAACAAGAAAAGAGAGAAACGGAGAAGGCUGAAGGAGUCAUUGAGCGACUAGAGAAGGAGAUUGAGGAGCU